Molecule: messenger RNA, 5284 nt
Organism: Pleuronectes platessa (European plaice)
Lineage: Eukaryota; Metazoa; Chordata; Actinopteri; Pleuronectiformes; Pleuronectidae
Product: DNA topoisomerase I, mitochondrial
Exons: 19
Coding region: 2752-4998 (748 amino acids)
Biological process (GO): DNA replication; chromosome segregation; DNA topological change
Cellular component (GO): nucleolus; chromosome
Molecular function (GO): DNA topoisomerase type I (single strand cut, ATP-independent) activity; DNA binding
Source: RefSeq, a predicted model, not a curated record
AAGUCCCGCGACAGCUGGGCGAGGAGCCCCGGUCGGUCCUCCUUGUCCAGGCUCUUGUAGAAGUGCAUGAAGUCCAGGCUGUGGGACUCAGGGGGCGGUGGCGUCUUGUCCCUGGUCUCGUAUGUGGGUAACGGUGCCACGACCCUCGCCAGGAUGUCCUCCAUGCCCGAGAAGCCGCUGCGAUUCGGGGACGAGUACCAGCGAUGGGUCCCGGGAGACACUUUGAGGAGAGCCCGGUGUCGCCAGCACCUCACACCGCUGCGGAAGGCCCAGAUGAAGGGGAGGGAUGUCAUCGCUGGGAGGGAGCUCCGCUUUCCGCCCUGGAACCUGUGACCGAGACACACAGGAAGCGAACCACUUCCGGGUUGCCUCUUAAAGAGAUAGCGCAGCUGCCAUGUCAACACGUUAGACACGAGGAAGUGUCACUGAUCUGAAGAAAUAAAAACAUGUUUAAAUCUUUCUAGAAUGAGUUAAAAUAAUCAAUUAAAUAAAAAAACUGUUUUAGUUAUUUGUCAAGGACCCAAACAAUUCUACAAAGAAGUUGCAACAGAACAAGUUACCUAUUAUCCCAUGGGUAUUGGUAUAGGUUUAUAUUAUUUACUCAAUACAAUUUUCAUAACAAACAAAGCAUUAAAAACAGAUAUUUAUUUAAAUAUUACAAUAUUAUAUGUAAAAUAAAUAUAUGUUUCUUAAUAAUGCAGUAAUUUGAGGCACUGUUUUUCUUCUACUAGUAUACUGCCCCUAAAAUUUUGUUCAGGUACUAUAUGUGGUUGCUUUUGUAAAUAAGGGUAGAAUAGACUAUACAUUUUUUUUACAGAUGAUCUACUUAUUGGAGAUUGCCUUCGAUUAGUAUUUUGUGCAUAUGAAGUAAAAUGGUUGGCCAGCUUGUGGUAAAUAUUGUUAUUUGAUUUAUCACAUUCAUCAGUUUUCAUAGCAGCUGAGGUUUUGGUAAAGGUGCCAUAUAUAGAGCCACACUUGCUCCACAUCAUCUUAAGCCACUGUACAUUUGUCUCUGUGACUUAUUAUUGCCUUUGGGGUUAAAGAAGGAUAUGGGAGGAAAAGAACUGCACUCUUCCACUUCAUCCAAGGUGAAAAAAGACAGAAAAUAUUUCUCUCUACAAAGGGCAGUUAAAGUGAGGAUAAAAUACUGCAGACCUGUAGUCGAGAUGUGAUGAUGCUUCCAUAACAUAAACCAAGAGUCUGGAGUGACACAAGCGCAUCACAAGAGGUAAAUCAGGAGUCAGGUUGAGGUCACUGUGGAAGAUUUUCUUGUUUGACCCCUGUUGAGUGCAACUUUGCAGCACCAGUGCUUGUCUGCUUUUAUUACAUUAUUUAUCAGCUGUCGAACCAUCUCUGCUCCUGUCACUGUUUUUAUCAUCAUAAAUAUAUAACCUUUAUAGCCUACAUGCAGUUCAAAAUACAUUUUACUCUCUCCAAGCAAUACUAUGCAAUGCAACACAAAGUAAAAAGGAUUCAGGUUUUGUCAGUCAAUGACAAGAUGCCUCAUCCUUCCUAUUUACAAAACAUUUAUUAAUUUUCUAGUCAUGUAUUCUUUGUUGAAACAGGAACACCCUAUUGAAAUAGAAACCCUCAUCUGCCAGCGAAUCCUGGUCAAGAUGGGCAAAAAUGAAAUGAAAAAAGUUUCAUAUAUAAAUAUAAAUAGAGACAAAUAACACUAAAACAUACUAAAUCCCAGCAAACAGGUUAAAACACGGAACAGACUCAGAAUUAUGUGGGAAUCAAAAGUAAACAUGAAUAAUAGGAAAUAAAAAGCCCAUGUCAAAGACAGUGACAUUAUUCUAUGGAAACUGACAAAUAUAUUUUAUGGAACCUAACGUAUUCGAAUUCAAGUUUUGUCAGAUGUCAAAUAUUGAUUUGAAAAUGCUUUAUUCAUCAUUGAAUUAAACAAAGACAAACAAUUAAUUAAAUUACUCUAAUCUCAUUAGAAUUGUGAAGGCUGCUGCUUUCAAUGCUUCCAGCCAAUUUCCUUUAUAAAUAAUAUAAUCAUUGAUAUUGAUUAUCAUUGAUUAUGUAACACACUGUCUUUUCACAUGAAUGUUGUAAAUAUUGAUAUUUUAUUGUUGUGUGGAACUUCUGUCCGUCCAAGGACAGGGAUUCCUCAGUUAAUGAUAUAUUGGAUGUUGCACCAUUGUAAUUUCCGAAUAUGAACUAAACAUAUAAAAUGUUGUUUAUUGAUCUAUUGAUUGAUGGAUUUAAUAACUAGUUUUAUCAUAUUAGCCAUGUGAGUGAAUUCUGAUAGACAACAACGGAUAAUCUCAGCGACACAUGAACACAACACAGGACAUGAGAGGUCGUCGGAAGUUCUAAGUACCGGAAGUGACGUACUUCGCCGAAACACCUCUGAAGCCAUGCAACCUGGAGAUCUCUGCCAAUCACAGCUCGACUCGGAAUGACGUUAUUGCGCGUUAAGGCAAGUUCCCCGCGCGACGUCUCGUCUUUUCUACAACCGCAGAAGUUUGUCUGUCACUCGGGAAACAACUGAGAACCCGCCGACAUUAAACCCGGUGAGUGAGCAGAGUGAUGAACUGUUGAGCUUCACCCCGCGGACAUGUUAUGGAAUUUAAUUAGCUAGACAAGCUAACGCGAAAUAGAGAUUGUAAUUAGCUAAUUAGCUUCAGUGCUAAUGCUAAAUCAGUCCUGACACGUUUGAUACCGUGAACCCUGAUUCUUUCUUUUUUAAAACAUAAAUGACCGGUUGGCUUUUCACUCCGCUUAAGGUCCGCGUGAGCGAUGGGGAUAGAGAAGGAGGCGAAAGGAGACGGGAAGCCCAAACACCGGAAGCUGAAGAGGCUGAGUGGCGAUGAACGCGCUUUGGAUGCAGGAGACUCGAUCGAAAUCACGAUCAGAGACAGCACAAAGCCAAAUAAAUCUGCAGAGAAAACCGAUAAUGGAAAGUCUAAGAAGGUCAGAACACCGAAGAAAGAGACCCACGAGUCAGCCAACGGUCUCAGCGAUUCGGUGAAAGAGGAGCCAGAGGACGAGGACUUUGCCGUGAAGAAGAAAGGGUCGAAAAGGAAAAGAAAUAAAGAAGAGCACUUGGAGGGUUCCUCACAUCACACUGCAAAAACUACCUCCAAGGGGAAGAAAAGGCAACAUGAGCCGGACGACGAAGGUGCCGGAGAUGCUCAGAAAAAGAAGUCAAAGAAGAGGAAAGAAGAGGUGGUAAAGAAGGAGGAAGGAGAGCACCCAGUCUCCAAAAAACCUAAGAGGACCAAGCAGCAGGCUGAAGACGCCAAACUGCUGAAGAUCAAAAAGAAGGAAGAGGAGGAGCAGAGUCGCUGGAGAUGGUGGGAGGAAGAAAAGUAUGAAGAUGGUCUGAAAUGGAAGUUCCUGGAGCACAAAGGGCCGUCCUUCCCCCCCGAGUACCAGCCUCUACCUGACGACGUCCACUUUCUCUACAAAGGUCAGAAGGUGAAGCUGAGCCUGGCAGCCGAGGAGGUGGCAAUGUUCUUCGCCCAGAUGCUGGACCACGAGUACACGACCAAAACAGUCUUCAGAGAGAACUUCUUUCAAGACUGGAGGAAGGAGAUGACCCAUGAGGAGAGAGCACUGAUUCAGGAUCUUGACAAAUGUGACUUUGGAGAGAUCCACGCGAUGCACAAAGCCAAAGUGGAGGCCAGGAAAAACAUGAGCAAGGAGGAGAAGCUGGCUUUGAAAGAAGCCAAUCAGAAGAUAGUGGAUGAGUAUGGCUUCUGUAUGCUGGACCACCACAAAGAGCGUAUCGGCAACUUUAAGAUUGAGCCUCCGGGGCUGUUCAGGGGCAGAGGCGAGCACCCCAAGCAGGGCAUGCUGAAGAAGAGGAUCCAGCCAGAGGACGUCAUCAUCAACUGCAGCAAAGAAGCGUGUGUUCCGCCGCCCCCUGCUGGUCAUCGCUGGAAAGAGGUUAGGCAUGACAACACUGUGACGUGGCUGGCCAGCUGGACUGAGAACAUCCAGGGCUCCAUCAAAUACAUCAUGCUCAACGCCAACUCAAAACUCAAGGGAGAGAAGGACUGGGAGAAAUACGAGGUAGCCAGGAAACUGAAGACAUGCGUGGACAGGAUCCGUAACCAAUACCUCCUGGAUCUCAAGUCUAAAGAGAUGGUCACUCGCCAGAGAGCCGUGGCCCUCUACUUCAUAGACAAGCUGGCACUCAGGGCUGGUAAUGAGAAGGAGGAGGGAGAGACGGCAGACACGGUGGGCUGCUGCUCGCUCCGUGUGGAGCACAUCACCCUGCACGAGCAGCUGGACGGCAGCGAAUGUGUGGUGGAGUUCGACUUCCUGGGUAAAGAUUCCAUUCGCUACUACAACAAAGUCCCCGUCAUCAAGAAGGUUUUUAAGAGCCUUAAACUCUUCCUGCAGAACAAAGAACCUGGAGAUGACCUCUUUGACCGACUCAGUACAGUCCUGAUGAACAAGCAUCUCAGUUCCCUGAUGCCGGGUCUGACUGCGAAGGUCUUCAGGACGUAUAACGCCUCCAUCGUCCUGCAGCAGCAGCUCAAAGAGCUCACAAACAAGUCUGACAAUGAGUCGGAGAAGCUGCUGUCCUACAACAGAGCGAACCGAGCAGUUGCUAUUCUCUGUAACCAUCAGCGGGCGCUGCCAAAGACCUUUGAGCAGUCUAUGGCAAAUCUACAGGCCAAGAUUGAUGCUAGAAAGGAGAAGCUGGCCCUGUCGAAGACGGAGCUGAAACAGGUCAAGAAGGAGGCCAAGACCAAAGGCAACCCAGACUCAAAGUUGCAGGUGCUGGUGGAGCGGAAGAAGUCAGCGGUGCAGCGCGCUGAAGAGCAGCUGAUGAAGAUGGAGGUCCAGGCGACUGAUAAAGAGGAGAACAAACAGGUCGCACUGGGUACCUCCAAGCUCAACUAUCUGGACCCACGCAUUAGUGUGGCUUGGAGUAAGAACAUGGAGGUACCUGUAGAAAAAAUAUAUAAUAAGAGCCAAAGGGACAAGUUUGCCUGGGCCAUCGACAUGACUGAGCUGGACUUUGAGUUCUAACUUCAAACUUCUGAAACUGUGGCAAUUAAGGAACCAUUCACUUUAUAUAACAUACAGUACUUUAAUGUUGCAUCAGUACGUUCAAAGACAGCUGAUGUUGAACUCUGAGAUCAUGUGACAUGAUCGAGCUCCAUCCUUGUGACAUGUUUUGUUUACUGCUGUUAAUCCAUCCUGUUACUUUUGGCACUUCAUUCUGAAAAAUGUUGGUUAGUCAUUUUGUUUUUACAAUUUUUGUGUUUGCAUUCAUUUGAAUAAAGGUUCCUGUUAUGCAGUGACAGUGUAUUUA